Molecule: messenger RNA, 2689 nt
Organism: Jaculus jaculus (lesser Egyptian jerboa)
Lineage: Eukaryota; Metazoa; Chordata; Mammalia; Rodentia; Dipodidae
Gene: Rspo2
Product: R-spondin 2
Exons: 6
Coding region: 332-1063 (243 amino acids)
Source: RefSeq, a predicted model, not a curated record
UGUCCGCCGACCUGCCGCGACCACCGCAAUCCCAGAGCUUCCAAGAGCUCCCGGCGGGCGUCGGGCAAACUUUUCCCGAGCCCACGUGCUAACGAAGCGGCUCGCUUCCCCGAGCCCGGGAUGGAGCGCCGCGUCUAGGCACGCCGUGCCAUCCAGAGACCCAAGCGCGCGCACGGUUCACGGCAGAGAGAUGCUCAUCGCGUCAAACUGACCACUGCAGCCCGAGGGCUAGCGGCGUCCCGCUCCGAGUCUGCCCGGCGGCGCGAGCAGCGCUGUCUCCCAGCACCAGCCCCGACUUUGAGAGACAUCUCUCCCCGGCCCCACCGCCCAGAUGCAGUUUCGCCUCUUCUCCUUCGCGCUCAUCAUCCUGAACUGCAUGGAUUACAGCCAGUGCCAAGGCAACCGAUGGAGACGCAAUAAACGAGCUAGCUAUGUAUCAAAUCCCAUUUGCAAGGGUUGUUUGUCUUGUUCAAAGGACAAUGGAUGCAGCCGAUGUCAACAGAAGCUGUUCUUCUUUCUUCGAAGAGAAGGGAUGCGCCAAUAUGGAGAGUGCCUGCACUCCUGCCCUUCAGGGUACUAUGGACACCGAGCCCCAGAUAUGAACAGAUGUGCAAGAUGCAGAAUAGAGAACUGUGAUUCUUGCUUUAGCAAAGACUUCUGUACCAAGUGCAAAGUGGGCUUUUAUUUGCAUAGAGGCCGUUGCUUUGAUGAAUGUCCAGAUGGCUUUGCACCAUUAGAUGAGACCAUGGAAUGUGUAGAAGGAUGUGAAGUUGGCCAUUGGAGCGAAUGGGGAACUUGUAGCAGAAACAAUCGCACAUGUGGAUUCAAAUGGGGUCUGGAAACCAGAACACGGCAAAUUGUUAAAAAGCCAGCAAAAGACACAAUACCAUGUCCAACCAUUGCUGAAUCCAGGAGAUGCAAGAUGGCCAUGAGGCACUGCCCAGGAGGGAAGAGAACCGCAAAGGCGAAGGAGAGGAGGAACAGGAAAAAGAAACGGAAGCUGAUUGAAAGAGCCCAGGAACAGCACAGUGUCUUCCUGGCUACAGACAGAGCUAACCAGUAAAAUUCAAAACGUAGCUAGUGGAUUCCGAGUGGUUUGGUUUGGUUUUGCAGAAGUGCACAUAGCAACUCUCCACCCCUGCACUGGUGCCCAGCAUUUCCAUUGCUCUGACCAGUAUCUGCUCCCAGGAACAUUGCAAACGGAGGAGCCCCAAGUAUGGACUCUGGGUUAUUUAUGCUUUGGUUUGAAUCUGAAGCCUGUGGCCUGCAUCGGUGGAAGCUAUUGUAGGAGCAUGGCCUGAAUUAGCUCAGUGUGAGCUGAGAGAAUCUAUCCCUGGCUCCCUGGACCUGCAGGAGAAUGCCUUUGUGCCUACUUGUGUGCAGGAAGAUGCUCGGCAGGCCAAGCUCUGUUCACGUCUGCCCUUCGUUUCUCACAUUGUGCAUUUCCAAGGACCGGUAUAUGUGGAUAAAUGUUUAAUGUCACCGCAGGGUGUUCUCAGCAUCUGUGACCUUCAAACUAUCCUGCAGUGAAACUGCUUUUUCACUGGGGAUGUGCUACAGUAAGGCCUGCUCAGCUUUAGUGCGAGGUAAUCUGUACAGAUUCUGCUGGGGCUGCAUAUAAAGCUCCUUACUGUGUAUUUAUGCUUUUUGUGUGCAGCACGUCAUACUGGCUGAUAUGAUGUCAUUUUGUUUCUAGUGAUUCGUAACCAUUGUCUGGCAAAUGCUAUUUUAGUUUUGCAAAUCGACAAAUAUUUUGUUGCCUUUUGCUCUUUUUUUUUUUUUUUUUUUGGUAUGGUGGGCUUAUAUCUCAUUGUAAGUAUAGGAUAAGCUAGUUUGUACAUAGAGUCAAAUGACUGGUAUUAAAGUUUCAAUGCUGAUAGACCUUUCCCAGUACAUGUCACAUAUAUACGCACACAGCCAACAUGUGGCAUCUGACCAUCAGAAGCCAAAACUCCCUUUGAGUUCAAGAUUUUAUGAUUUCUAGUGAAGUCACUUGUGUUCUGGCUUCAUUAUUGUGUUCAGACUCAAAACCAUUCAUGAUUUUUAAUGACAGGCCACCUCCCAAAAUUCUUGAAUCACUAUGGAAGUGGCUGUCCUGAAAUCAUUGCAGAAAAUUAAGUUGAAGAUAGGUGACUUCCUUCGACUGAUGGUCACAUUUUGACAGAUCUCCAAUGAGCCAGAAUCUAGUUCAUUAAAACAGAGGAGAAAGAUGGAAACUUCCCAGUUGACAUAAAGCAGUUGUUACAAAUACAUCAUUGUCCACUUAGGACAGUGGGUUUGUAAGCAUUGUGUUUCUGACUAAUCUAGAUGAAAAUUUGAACAAAAAAUUAUAGAGUCUUGAGGAAACAAGCAUAGCAAGGUAAAGCCUUUUCCUCACCUUGCAGUGGUAAAUCUACCUCUUUAUCAUUUUUGUUCUACAUUUGGGUCAAAAGCAUCAUUCCUGUAAGUAUAAAUACCAUAUGCAUCAUUAGGAAAAUAUUGCUAUGAGAUAAGCCAUAUAUAAAUGUUGUAUGCGACUUUAGGGUUUACACUUAAUCCUAAAGUGUUCACUUCCUUUCAUGUCUAUUUACACUAUAUUCCUAUCUACUAAGUGGGGAGGGGGGUCUCCUAUAUAGUGAUCCAUCAUUAAUAAGUCAAAGCCUGUUCUAUUUCUGAGAUUUUUUUUUGUGCAUUAAAAACUUAAAGAUUA